This is a messenger RNA of Sphaeroforma arctica JP610, 2379 nucleotides long. RefSeq names its product 3-isopropylmalate dehydratase. NCBI's taxonomy places the organism in Eukaryota, Ichthyosporea, Ichthyophonida. Gene Ontology annotation, biological process: L-leucine biosynthetic process. Gene Ontology annotation, cellular component: 3-isopropylmalate dehydratase complex. Gene Ontology annotation, molecular function: 3-isopropylmalate dehydratase activity; 4 iron, 4 sulfur cluster binding. Bases 60 to 2312 code for a protein of 750 amino acids. The record is from RefSeq and is a predicted model, not a curated record. The transcript is spliced from 14 exons.
AUCGUACAACAUAUUCAGACACGUAUCGUUCGAAACAAGUAGUCUGUUAAGCAAACAAUAUGGCUUUAACUAUGUACGAUAAGGUCUUCCGUGACCAUAUUGUCACUACUGAGGAGGACGGAGAAACACACCUCAUUUAUAUCGAUCGACACUUGGUGCACGAAGUAACCAGUCCACAAGCCUUUGAGGGUCUUCAAAAUGCUGGACGCCAGGUACGAAGGCCCGACUGUACACUUGCCACCGUAGAUCACAAUGUACCGACGAGCGAUCGGUCACAGUACAAAAGUGCGAAGACGUUCAUCAAGGAAAAGGAUUCUCUCGUACAGGUGUCUGCUCUUGAGCAGAAUGUCGCAGAUUUUGGCCUAACCUACUAUGCACUAGGUAACAGGAAACAAGGAAUCGUGCAUGUUGUUGGUCCAGAGCAAGGCUUCACUCUGCCAGGAACAACGAUGGUGUGCGGAGAUAGCCACACAUCCACGCACGGAGCAUUUGGCUCAUUGGCUUUCGGUAUUGGAACGUCUGAAGUAGAACACGUGCUUGCUACUCAAACCCUUCUGCAGCGCAAGUCCAAGAAUAUGAGAAUUCAGAUUGAUGGUGAUUUGCCUAUUGGAGUGACGGCGAAAGAUCUUGUGCUAUAUGUGAUUGGUGUGAUUGGUACAGCGGGAGGCACUAAUCAUGUCAUCGAAUUCUGUGGUAGUACGGUCCAGGGUCUUACUAUGGAAGGUCGCAUGUCAAUGUGCAACAUGGCGAUCGAGGCAGGAGCCCGUGCCGGUAUGAUCGCCCCUGAUCAGACGACCUUCAACUACCUGAAGAACAAGCCCAUGGCUCCUAAAGGUGACGCGUGGGAGAAAGCGGUUGCAUAUUGGACUUCCCUGCAGUCCGACGAAGGUGCCAAAUUCGAUACCGUCGUGGAGAUUAAAGCAGCCGACAUUGGACCCACCCUAACUUGGGGAACUUCCCCUGAAGACGUAGUGAGCAUCACGGGUAAUGUGCCUGAUCCGGCAAAGGAAGACAACCCCCAAAAGCGCGCCAAAAUGGAACGAUCUCUAGAAUAUAUGGGACUCACGGCUAAUCAGAAGAUGUGCGAGGUCAAGGUGGACAAGGUGUUCAUCGGUUCGUGCACCAACUCUCGUAUUGAAGAUCUGCGAGCCGCUGCAUCCGUAGCUAGAGGCAAGAAAGUAGUAGACGGCGUCUACGCUAUGAUUGUCCCCGGCUCUGGUUUGGUGAAGGAUCAAGCAGAAGACGAAGGUCUCGAUAAGAUCUUUAAGGCUGCCGGCUUUGACUGGAGAGAAGCUGGAUGUUCCAUGUGUCUCGGUAUGAACCCUGAUCAAUUAAGUCCACAAGAACGGUGUGCAUCGACAUCUAACCGAAAUUUCGAAGGCCGCCAGGGUGCUGGUGGUCGCACGCAUCUGGUCAGUCCAGCUAUGGCGGCUGCUGCUGCUGUGACUGGCUUCCUAACAGAUGUGAGGGAGCUUUCGAUUGAUAAUGCUAUCCUCAACCCGGGGCCCCGCCAGAACAUUGCUGUGGAGACGAGUCCCGAAGAAGAUGUAGAAACGGCUUUGAAGGUCAAGUUUGCGUCCACCACGCGGACUGAGAGUGCCACAUCUGAGGCUAGUGAUGGCAUUCCCAAGUUCACUGUACUGGACGGACUCUGCGCUCCACUUCCCAUUCACAAUGUAGACACGGAUAUGAUCAUUCCCAAACAGUUUCUUAAAACGAUUAAAAAGACCGGCUUGGGCACAGCGGCAUUCCACACACUGCGAUAUGAAGAUGAUGGGUCUGAAAGGCCUUCGUUUGUACUCAACAAACCAGAAUACAAGAAGAGCCAGAUCCUGGUGUGCGGAGAGAACUUUGGCUGUGGUUCCAGUCGAGAGCACGCCCCUUGGGCACUGGGAGACUGUGGUAUACGGGCUUUAAUUGGCCCCUCAUUCGCUGAGAUCUUUAACAAUAACUGUUUCAAGAACGGUAUGCUUCCCGUUGUGCUGCCUAAGGAGAGUGUGUCGAAGAUCAUGGACGACGGCGAGAAUCUCAGGAACGUUACCAUCGACCUUCCCAACCAGUCUAUCACCCGACACGACGGAGAGACAAUCAAAUUUGAGGUGGACCCGUUCCGCAAGCAUUGUCUCAUCAAUGGCUUAGAUGACAUCGGACUAACUAUGCAGAAGGGUGACCAGAUCUCUGAGUUCGAAAGCAAGCGGACAAGUGUGUGGCCGUGGCUUGACGGGCCCGGGUAUGGAACGGGACACAAGGGGGCUACACAGGUACUUGGAGGCAGCAGUACUGGUGCAUCUAAGGGGAGUACUCAAUGGUAGAAGGAUACAGAUAAUAUUUUUUGAGUAGGAUAAUAAAUAAUACUUACUAGUACGAGCACUGGUGUAC